Solanum dulcamara is the source of this 2317-nucleotide messenger RNA. RefSeq lists its product as uncharacterized. The transcript has 2 exons. NCBI's taxonomy places the organism in Eukaryota, Viridiplantae, Streptophyta, Magnoliopsida, Solanales, Solanaceae. Bases 170 to 874 code for a protein of 234 amino acids. The record is from RefSeq and is a predicted model, not a curated record.
CCGUUUGACCCACCAAGAUGUUUCCUUUGUGUGGUCCGAGGAGUGUAAGUCGAGCUUUCGAAAGCUUAAGGAUUUGCUUAUCACCGCUCCUGUUCUGACUCUACCUAUUGAGAGAGAGAUCUUUUCGGUAUAUUGUGACACUUCUGGUGUAGGUCUUGGGUAUGUACUGAUGCAGCGUGGCCAAGUUAUUGCUUAUGAUUCCAGACAAUUGAGAGUGCACGAGCGCAACUACCCCACCCAUGACUUGGAACUAGUAACGGUUAUUUUCGCGCUUAAGAUGUGGAGGCACUGCUUAUAUGGAGUCCAUUGCAAGAUAUAUACAAAUUACCAUAGCUUACAGUACAUUAUGAUUCAACAAGAUCUUAAUUCUAGACAGCGGCGUUGGAUUGAGCUACUGGCCGAUUAUGACAUCUCUAUUCUUUACCACCUGGGCAAGGCGAAUGUAGUAGCGGAUUCCUUGAGCUGGAAGACAGGGAGUAUGGGUAGUUUAGCUUACUUGUCUGCUGCGAAGCGACCCCUAGCCUUGGACAUCCAGUAUUUGGCUAAUCGGAUGGUCAGGUUGGACAUCUCAGAUUCCGAACUGAUUUUGGCUUUUAUGGGAGCUCAAUCAUCUCUAUUGGACCAGAUUCAUGGCCGACAGUUUGAGGAUGGAUCAUUGGUAAAGCUUCGAGAAUUAGUAUUGCGAGGCGAGGGUGGCCAAGCUUCUAUAGAUUCGGAUGUCAUACUACGGUUCGAUGGUCACCUUUGUGUUCCUAGAGUUGGAGACUUCAUUCAGUUGAUCCUUCACGAGGCCCACAAUUCCAAAUAUUCUAUCCAUCUGGGCACCGUGAAGAUGUAUCGAGAUUUGAGACAACAUUACUGUGGAGUGGUAUGAAGAGAGAUAUAGCUGAGUAUGUAUUCCAUUGUUUAAGUUUCCAGUAGGUUAAGGCGGAGCAUCAGAGACCUGGUAGAGUUUUUCAGAGAUUACCCAUUCCCGAGUGGAAAUAGGAAGGAAUUACCAUGGACUUCGUGAUGGGAUUUCCUCGAUCAUCCAGAGGUAAUGAUGGUAUUUGGGUCAUCAUUGAUCGAUUGACCAAGUCAGCACAUUUCUUGCCAGUAUGGUCCACUUUUACUGCAGAUCAUCUAGCUCGAAUCUAUAUUCAGAAGGUGGUCCAUACGGAGUACCGAUAUUCAUUAUAUCAGAUAAGGGAUCUCAAUUUACUUCCAGUUUCUGGAGGGCCUUUCAUAGAGAGUUGGGCACCUGGGUUGAUCUUAGUACGGUAUUUCAUCCACAAACCGACGGUCAGUCAGAGUGUACUAUUUAGGUUCUGGAGGAUAUGUUGCAAGCUUGUGUAUUAUAGUUCAAGGGUCAUUGGGAGCAGUACUUAGCUUUGGCAGAGUUUGCAUACAACAAUAGCUACCAUUCUAGUAUUCAGAUGGCCCCGUUUGAAGCCUUAUAUGGUAGGCGUUGUCGUACUCUGGUUGGUUGGUUUGAGUCUUUAGAACCUGGGCCACACAGUACCAAUUUACUUCGGGAUGCCAUAGGAAGAGUUCGGGUUAUUCAAGAGAGGUUGAGAAUAGCUCAGAAUAGACACUAGAGUUAUGCUGAUCGCAGGCGUCGGCCCUUACGCUUUGAGGUGGGAGAUCGGGUAUUCUUACAGGUAUCGCCCUUGAAGGGCGUGAUGAGAUUCGGUAGGCGGGGUAAGCUUAGCCCUAGAUAUAUUGGGCCGUUUGAGAUUCUAAGGAGAGUUGGAGAGGUUGCUUAUGAGUUGGCUUUGCCAUUAGUAUUUUCAACUAUACACCCUGUUUUUCAUGUUUUUAUGCUGCGCUGGUACAUUCCAAAUGAGUCUCACGUGCUUCAGUAUGACUCUAUUGAGUUGGAUGAUCGCCUGACUUUUGUUGAGGAGCCAAUUGCUAUUCUUGCUAGAGAUGUUUGCCAGCUUCAUUGUAAGUCCAUCCCUGUAAUUGAGGUCCAGUGGCGCCAUCGUCCGAUCGAGGAGGCUACAUAGGAGACCGAGCAGGAGAUGCGGGAGCAGUUCCCCAGCUUAUUUGACCCUCCAGGACCGAGUACCAGCUAUCGCCGUGGAUAAAUCGAGCCCGUUGCAGUCAACUUUGGAGACUAGGGUGAGUACUUGGCAUUUUUGGAUCAAUCCUGUCUUCUUCAACAUGGAUGGCCCGUCUUUUGCCUUUUGAGACUAGCCAGUUGUUAUACAUAUUUUCGGUCCACUUUCGGGACUUGUACCCAAAUUUUAUUUUUUAGCAGCUCUGUACUUGUGGCUUCCAGGUUCUGGGAGGGAUCUUUAGUUGUUUAAAAUAUGUUUUGGUUUACUUCUGCUUA